UUCAGAACCGGAAGCUGGCUCAACGUACGAGGCUAUUAUUAGCACAGUGUUCAGUUUGUAGUUUGGCGUCCAAGUGCUCACAUUUUCGAAGCAUGUACCAAUGGUUUUAAAGGUUAAAUGUGUCCAGGGUUGCAGGAGACACAUGACAGACAAGCCUUCAAAAGUUGACAACAUUGUCCUUAGCGAAAACCUUACUUUUCUUUGGAUUUGAUAGCUGGGAAUUUGAGAGUGAAAAAGCAAUGUCUUCCUGCCCAGUUUGUUUGGAAACAGAGCUGAAACAGCCAGCAGCAUGUAUUCCAUGUGGCCAUACCUUUUGCUACAGCUGCAUAACUCAGUGGCUGCAGCGAUCACAUGACCCUCUCUCCAGCCAGUCUCAUUGCCCCCAGUGUCGGAGGCCUGUUCGUGAAGUGCAAAAGCUUUUUAUCUCAGAGUGGCCAGUGUUGACAAGCAAGGAGCAGGAGGCAGGUGGAUGGAGUGGGGCGUGGGUUCACUUCCAGCAGGGUGUCAGCUGCAUCGCUGACCACAUGAGGGCUACAUUCUACACUCUUGUCUCUUAUCUUACUGCCUUUUCUCGGUAUGUUCAGGCCAUACAGAAUCGAUAUCAGGUCAACGUUAAUGGGAUUAAGCAUCAUGCUGCACAAUGUAUUAGAUGGACUUUGAGAGAGUGGAAUGACCUUGGCCGCAAUGCCCAGUGUUUUGUGGCUGUCACUGUGCUACUAAUCCUGCUUCUUUUAGUUCAAGAUGCUGUACGUGAGGAUGGAUUUCACCGCGGGAUUCUCCUUCCAGUUAUCCUUCUCCUGUUCGAUGCCUUGAGUCAUCUGACUGUUGCUGCUGCCUAUAUACUGGUGCGACCAUUUCUAUGCCUUUUUUCGUGUGGAUUCGAAAUUGUAGUCGCACUCAAAGACAUUAUUUAUACUCUUUUGAUAGCUGUUGUCAUGGUUGCUUUUGAUUUAGUUUGUAUCCCAUGGCUACUGCUAGGAGUAUGCUUUCGACUGGUAUGGGCUGUGCUGUGUAGGGUUUGGGCUGUCACUGGACUUGCUGUAUCAGUUGGCAUUCUGGCUCUGCCCUUUAUCCUUGGCAAUGAAGAGUGGAAAAACAUGCUGCAGGCAUGUUUCUCUUCUGUGCUGGUUCGUAUUCAGGUGGCAGCAAAUAAACUGAUGAGACACAUGCAGCAAUUGGAAGAGUGGCUAGAUAGAGAACGUGCACGAGAAGGAGAGCAACACCGAGAACCAAGACGAAGUCAGAGUUAUCCUUUCAGGCUGCACGUGUCUGUCUCAAGAGGUGCAAGAGAACAGGCAGAAGAAGAAAAUAUGCCCGCUGCAGAAUCGAGAGUAAAUACUGAGUUAUACAGACUGACUACUUUGCUUGAGCCCUUUGCUGCUACUGUUGCUGCCCAUGGCAAUGAAAUCAGGCAGUGAAGUACAUUAGGCAAAUACAAAAGUAAGGUCAAAAAUCCCUUUAGAAUAUUAAGGCUACAUUUUAAUGAUUGUGAAGAAAUAGAUUAAAUGUUUGUCAUUAAGUUGAUGUCUUGUAAAUAACCAUAAAUGUUUGAGCUACCGUUGAUAAUGUGGUAUGUUUCAUGUUAAAAAUUUCAGCCAUUUUAUGUCUAGAAAUUAUUAAAUUCAAUCUGUCCAUGAUGUGGAAAGAUGUACUCAAAAGAUUUUUUUAAUUACUGCAUUUUAAUUUUUAAUAAUAAUUUUAAAGAUAAACUACAAAUUCUGAUGUCUUGUUCCUGUCUUCCUUUCUCAUUGAAGAAAGUCUUAAAACAUUUUUAUGCACAUAAAUGAACAAAUGGCAUAAGACACGCUCAACCUGCAGUUUCUGGGUGUUCGACAGUUUAUCAGAGAUCCUCACUGAUUCUAAUCAUGAUGUGACGGUUUCAGGUUCACUGAUGUUUAUGUAAUUUAAAACAAAAAUAAAGAUAUCAGAUGAUGCAAAGAAAAACUAAAUUGCUGUAAGCAAACUGUUAACACUGUUUUAUGUGGAUGCAUCAUGUUUCUGAAUAUGAUCAUUCUGUUUUCAUCCUUGUGAGGGAAAAAACCUCCAGAAAAUUGUUUUGAAAUAUAUUUAAUGUAAAUUGAGAUAACUGACAUAGAAUGGAGGGCAUUGGCAGUAAAGAGCAGCUUAUAACCUCGAGAAAAUACUGGUGGGAAGGAGGGGGCGAGCAGAAUAUCCUCUGUCCUCUUCUCAUGUCUUCACACUGUGCAGGUGUCAUCAUAAAUCACAGCCUUCAGGAAAUAGUGUUGGGGAGAGGUUGCGAAUCGAUGUGUGCUGAAUUUAAUGUACCAAACCAGAAAUAUUCUGCACAAUGCUUUUAAGUAUAAGUCUUGUGUCUCAAAUGAUAAUGGACAUCACUUCAAAGGAAAAUACUUGAUGUUAACAUGCUGGUUCCAGCUACCAACUAGCAAUAACAUGACCUUUGGUCACUGCAUGUAGCGGUCAGUAUUAUGCAUUAUAUCCCUGGGUUAAGUGUACUAAACAAAAGAUUAGACUACAAAAUAAUUUAUAAGCAUAUAAAAAAGGGUGUGUAAGAUGACUUUUCAACCUUAAGCUCAUUGAACCCAUUGUAAUGUAUUAACCUGCAGCUGUCUAAAUGUCUACUAUUACUAAUGUUAUUUGUCCCUGACUGUGAGAGGAGAUAUGUUGUACAAAUGUGUAUAUUUUUGCUAUCAUUCUGAAUUCAAGUAUAAAUGAAUGUGGGUAUUUCUGAAGAACAAAUUGAUUUAGCUGAGGCAAGGAGCUUUAACUUUUUAAAUUUUCACUUAAUUUUUUUUUUAACAUCAAUUUGUUUAAUAAAAGUAGUAGAACAUUUGUCUCAAACAACAGAGCGGAACUGCAUAUCUGUAUCUAAUAUGCAGCAAAUUCAGAAAUACCUGACUGAACAUUUGACAAGGCCUUAAAGGCUUUGAGUGUUAAAGGUGAAUUCUUUGGAAUGUUUUAUAUUUGUUUUAAUAGGCUAGUUACAUUGUUGUUAAAAGCAAUGCUUGAGAUUGGACAUGGUAAUUAUCAGUAAAUAGUUAUGUCAUCUUUUGGAGAAAAAUAUACUAGCAUUAUUAAAUAAGUAGUUUUAAUGUAUUUUUUUAAAGUUAUUGUGGAACUAAUGGCUUGAUAAUUUAAAACUAAAUUGCAAGUGUAUACAAGAGGCCACAAAAAAUAACCCUCAGCUCUUUCUUGCAGUCUUCAGAAUUUUCGAGCUAUGCCACCAGCACAUUUUUACAGUUUGAAGACUGCAGCAGAAGAGUCCCCAAAACUGUGCAUAUCAUUUGGGUUUGUCCUGUAAUUUGUUUGCUCAGAUUGUUAUAUCAAUAUAUUUUUAAUGUGAUUCUUUGACAUUUUAAAAGUAGAUUUUCAUAAUGUCUCAUUUUUGGGGGAGAAGGUAACAUUUUAUACACUCUACUUGUAAUUUAUCUUUUUGCCUUCUUACAAUUUCCUCAGAGAUCAAGGAGGCUAUUCUGCUUGCUUCUCACUUUUUUUAUCUUUAUCCGUGCAUUUUGUUCAUGUUUGCCCUGUUGUCAUCCAUUUUCUGACACUUGAUUGUCAUUUAGUUUGUAGUCUUUUGUGCACAGUGUCUUAUGCUUGCCUCCAUACAGGGAAGCGUGCCAUACAAUUCAGGUAUUAUUAGAUCUCUAGGGUGAAUGUAAAAGCUGCUUAAAUGAUGCUUAUAAAAAAUGUUGCUGUACAUUAUGCUUAUAAAAUUAUUUUAGGCUAGUUUAUAUUUUCUGGGAGAUGGAGGUUUGAGAUAUUUUAAAGUCUGUACCACUUCUUGAUUUUGAUCAAUGUUAAAUGUCAGGCUGUCCAAAGGGGUCUUGUAUGUGAUUUAUUGAUGCGUAAUAGCAUUGAGUAGCUUGCAAUUAGUUUAGUUAGUUUAUUCCUUGCUGCUCCUUUGAGGUGCAUAGGGCUGCAAUAACACCUCACCAGCGGACCCGGUUUUGGGUAGUCCCCUUCAGUUGGGCCAGUGUGUUUCCGAUGUCCUUUUCCUCACUCUCUACUGUUCUUUUCCAAGUCUGCUUUGGAGCUUGCAAUUGACUAAGUCCUAUUUAUGUGGACAGGUUUACCCCUUCAAAUAGUUCUUUUAUUAUUUUUUUAAUCUGCUUGUUUGUGAUCUCAAUUGGGGAAUUAUUCUGCAUCAGUUGCAAGAUAUGGUUUUACUUGGCACUUUUCCAUUUGUCAUGUAUCAGGAUUGUUUAUUGUGGCUUCUUUAAUUAUGAAGUUUCAAGUGCUUGCUUAUGAAAUCAAAAUCAAACAAUUUGUACUGUUUUUAUUUUGUUGAAUGCUUGUUUAAAGUCCAUUCCAGUUGGCCUUGUUUGAAAAACAUAAUUCCCCAUAUAUAUUCCAAAUGCUGCCGAAGGGUUGUUUGGUAUUUUGAGUGAGCUCCAAGAGCACAAAAACACAUAAAAGAAAUCUGUUGGCCAUUUCUUUCAUGGCAGAAACAUUUAAGCAAUGAUAACCACUGUCAUUAUCUUAAUCAUAUACCUUCAUUGUACAUUUUUCAUUUUGUGUAGUAAGUUUGCAGACAAACUUGCCUUUUUCUUUCUUUCUCAAAAGUAUGAUUGAGUGGUUGGUAUAUACAUUUGCUGUAGAUUCUGUUGUAAUUUAGUAUGUGGAUGGGAAAGAACUGUUUUUAAAAAUUUGUUUCAAAUGAUGGUACUGUUGCUGAAUGAGUUAUUUAUAGUGAAAUUAUAUAUGUGAUUGUUCUGUAUUAUGGUUUAUACAUGAUUACAUAGGUUAUAAUACAGAAGAGUGGAUGAGUGCACACAAAUUCGUAUGCAUGUAUAAGGGUCAUCCAAAUGAAACUACACAAACAACACCAUUAAUUGUACUUUCACUAAACGGAUGGGUGGGAUUUUCAUGGUGAAAGGGAUUUGUGAGCUGUUGUCACAAAUGUCUUGUGAAUAACAUCGUGAAACAAGUCAUUCUGUGAAGGCAAAACCUCCAAGCAGAAACAGCAUUCGAAAUACCCACAGAGAUCUUAGCUGCUUGUGGGCAUGCUAGGGGAAGUCACAUUUAGAUGCACUUCUGUCUUGACAGUGCAAGGAGUUCCAGGCUGCACGCUGCAAACUUAUACAAUACUUUUUGCAGCUGUUUGAUAGGAAGUCAUUGUCUUACAGUCCACCCUGGGAUUUGUUUUUGUUAUUUGGCCUCUGAAACAAAUAGAAAUUGAAUUGCCACCUCUUACACUGAGGUUUCUGAAGGUUUUUGGGAAUGGUUUUGUCAGUAUCUGGUUUCUUUCUUUGAAAGUGACAGGACAUCGUUAAAUUUUAGAUAUCUUUGUGUAUGAUUGACAUUAAAAUAAACCUUUUUAAAUGUUCAUUCUCCUCUAAAGUAUUAAGGUGUUUUUCACUGAUGGAAUAUUUAAAUGAUAGUUUCUGAUGGCAUGAAUUUUUCAAGUCCCCCUUUUAUUUUAGUCCAGUAACAUCUUUUCUACACAUCAAAAACAUUUCAGAUUUCACUUUAAAAUUAUCAGUUAACUGGAUCUUUUCCUUUGGAAGCAUGCAAUUGGUUUGACUGACUGGCUUUCAAAGAGCAUAAGAUAAUGAUUCUGACUAUUUUCUGAGAUUUGAGGAUGAAGUUUUGAAAUACUCAGCUCAUGGCUGUAUAACUGUUAGAAAGCAGAAGCUGUAAGGAUUUUAUUGGAUGACCCUGUUUUGUAGCUAGGGGUUAUUGUUCUUGAAGUCUGCAUUUUCAUGGUUGUAAUACUUAGCAAUUAUUGUGAGCCUGUCAACAUAAGCUCAUGUUUUCAUUCUCUGAUGAUUCUUUGUUUGGAAUUCUAUUUUAAAACACUUAUUAUAAGCACUUUUUGGUUUACAAUUCUGAAAGAACAUUUAUGAUUUGGUUGUUGAAAAGACAAAGUACUACAUUAGUUCCAUUUACAUAAAAGUUAGUAUUGCAUGUAAAAAAUUUUUUUUUUUUUAGUUAAAAUAGAAUUCUCGAUGACAUUUUAAAUAUAUCUUAAUAAUAGGGAAUCAUGAUGUGAUAUCAUGUGUAAAUGCUUUAAAUUCAUAAUGAAACUGAGGAGUUAAAGAAGCCUUUCUUCUCUCAUUUUCACUCAUAUUGUUGCAUUAGAAAAUAACUUGGAAGUAUCCUAAACGUGCAUGUAGUACUGAUUUGACAGGGAGGCUGUAUUUGACAAGAUAUAAGAAAUUUGAACUGAAGCAUUUGUUCCCUUUGUAUGGCCUUGAUUACGUUCGUCCCUCCAGCUGUGAUAAAAAUGACCAACAGUAAAUAUAAACACUGUUUGAACUGGUCGAAUAUCCACCACUUCUUGCCUAUGCAUUUGUUAGCCUGGGCAGCCUGUUUUGGUUUUGCUAACAUUAACUUGUCGGAAAGUUUAAUAUUAAAAACACAACAAAAUGG
Messenger RNA from Pomacea canaliculata, 6354 nucleotides. RefSeq lists its product as uncharacterized. The transcript is spliced from 5 exons. The record is from RefSeq and is a predicted model, not a curated record. The coding region runs from base 240 to 1418 and encodes 392 amino acids. NCBI's taxonomy places the organism in Eukaryota, Metazoa, Mollusca, Gastropoda, Architaenioglossa, Ampullariidae.